Molecule: messenger RNA, 986 nt
Organism: Melitaea cinxia (Glanville fritillary)
Lineage: Eukaryota; Metazoa; Arthropoda; Insecta; Lepidoptera; Nymphalidae
Product: protein OPI10 homolog
Exons: 4
Coding region: 151-753 (200 amino acids)
Biological process (GO): protein import into nucleus
Cellular component (GO): nucleus; cytosol
Molecular function (GO): nuclear import signal receptor activity; Hsp70 protein binding
Source: RefSeq, a predicted model, not a curated record
UUUGAUAUUGACGUUUAGCGUUUAUUGAUGCCCUCGAAGUUGUAUCGAAAUGUGAAGUUCUUUCUAGAAUGAAAUGUUGUUUUUUUUAAAUAGAAUUUGCUCUUAAUAUUUCAAAUAAAUAGUAGAAGUAUAUUAUUGUUUUUAAUCUAAAUGGCUAAUAUAUUUGGUUUAAUCGUGUCAGGACGACUAGUACAGACAGACUUCACGCCUGUCUCAGAAACGAGUCUGGUCACAACGAUUCUGGACGUGGACUCGAUAAACCAUGCGGUAGUUUUUUUAACGGGGACGACGCCGUUGCCGGUGGGCACAGUAGCCGUUGUAUACUGGAGCUGGCCCGACCCUAACGCGCCGCCCAACUGGCAGCCUCUAGGGCACAUUUCCAACGCAAAGCCCUCGGCUAUAUUUAAAAUAUCUAAUUUGAAGAAACUUCAUGAGUUGUCUAGUGAAAAUAAAUUUAUGAGUGCAUUUGGACAGCAACAGAUCUGUAAUAAUGCUCAAAUUGGAAUUUCAAUUGAACCAGAAGCAAAUGCCCAGCUUCUUCCAAACUCAGAGGCGCAACAAGCAAACUCUUACGUCACAUUUGCACAGAAAAUGUUAGAAAAUUUAGUUAAUUUUGUAGCAUCUUUUUCUGUGACUCAAGAUCAAAUGACACCAACGCCUGGUGUCUCAUACAUACCUCUCAACACCUUACAUACAUGGUAUCAAAACUUUGAGAGGCGAUUGCAGCAGAACCCUAACUUCUGGAAAAACUAGUGUUGAGACAACAAUACAAUUUUUUUUUAUAUAAGAGUCAAGACUACAAUUUUAAUUUUAUGAAGUACAGAGUAAGAGUAGCUAUUCUGAGCAAUUUUAUUACUUUCACGUAUAUUUUGUGCCAGUUUAAUAUAUUUUAAUGGCUUAAAAAGUGAAACGAAACAAAUAGAGAAGCUGUGAAAAACUGGUUAUCCUGUGUUCAGUGAAUAUUUAAAAUAAAAUGUGCUUAUGAA